AGGCAGUUACAAAGAGAUGUGAAAUUGAAAGAUGGAAGCUCUGGUGUGCAACAAAUUGGGUGAUCCCAUUCCCAUUCCCAUCCCAAGUGAAGCAAAUACGGUAAUUGAGAUACAGAAAAAUCACCCGAUUCCUCAGCUUAACUCCCCGACUGCUGUGAGGGUAAGAGUGAAGGCCACGAGCUUGAACUACGCAAAUUACCUGCAGAUUUUGGGCAAAUACCAAGAAAAGCCACCCCUCCCUUUCAUCCCAGGCUCUGAUUACUCCGGUGUCAUCGAUGCCGUCGGACCUCUUGUCUCCUCUUUCAAGAUCGGCGACCGCGUCUGUUCCUUUGCUUCCCUCGGCUCCUUCGCUCAAUUCAUCAUCGCCGAUCAAUCCCAUCUAUUUCCCGUUCCAGACGACUGUGAUCUGGUGGCUGCCGCCGCACUCCCGGUGGCUUUCGGAACCUCCCAUGUCGCUCUUGUUCACAGAGCUCGCUUGUCCUCUUCUCAGGUGCUGUUGGUUCUUGGUGCUGCUGGCGGUGUUGGCCUUUCUGCUCUUCAAAUUGGCAAGGCCUGCGGUGCCAUUGUUAUUGCCGUUGUUAGGGGAGCUCAAAAGGUAGAGUUUUUGAAGUCACUGGCAGUGGAUCAUGUGGUUGACUCCAACAAAGAAAAUCUAAUUCUCAGUGUCAAGGACUUUCUCAAGUCCAGGAACCUUAAAGGUGUCGAUGUUUUGUAUGAUCCUGUUGGAGGCAAGCUCGCUAAAGAUUCACUCAAGCUUUUGAAUUGGGGUGCUCAAAUUUUGGUCAUCGGAUUUGCUAGUGGGGACAUCCCCGUCAUCCCUUCUAAUAUUGCUCUCGUCAAGAAUUGGACCAUACAUGGACUUUAUUGGGGUAGCUACAGAAUACACAGACCAGUGGUUCUUGAAGAUUCUAUCAGAGAGCUACUCUCAUGGAUGGAAAAGGGAUUAAUUACCAUCCACAUUUCUCAUACUUAUAGCCUUGCUGAGGCUAGAGUUGCAUUUUCUGAUCUUAGAGACAGGAAAGCAAUCGGAAAGUUGAUGAUUGCAUUAGAUGAUCAAAGAAGUGUAACUUCUAGGCUUUGAAGUUGGAGUAGCUGGAAUGCUUAUGCAGAAUGUUAAUAAUUGGUUUACAGCAAAGAUAAUAAGGACACAAGAAGUUGCCAAGUAAAGAAGGGUAUUGAUUAAACAGACAUAAUAAAAUAAGCUUGGACUGCAAACUAAUCUGCUAGGUAUGAUCUAUCAUUGAGAGUCUCUUAUGAAUUGCAACAUGAAGAGAUCGUCUAGUUGUUAUUUUCUGGCUUGGAAAAGUUGUGCAUGUCGGGAUUUGUAUUAUACCGGCCUUGUUGUCUCUAGAAGUUAAUUGUUACAUUGUUACAUUUUUCUCUAAAUUUCUGCUCUUGUGGUUGUUGGCUGCUAAUUUGUGUUGUGCUCGAGAAUAUUUUCUGGAUUGUAAUCUUAUAAUACUGUUUGAUCUUUA
Mercurialis annua (annual mercury) is the source of this 1475-nucleotide messenger RNA. RefSeq lists its product as uncharacterized. Bases 32 to 1081 code for a protein of 349 amino acids. The transcript has 5 exons. Gene Ontology annotation, molecular function: zinc ion binding; oxidoreductase activity. Lineage: Eukaryota; Viridiplantae; Streptophyta; Magnoliopsida; Malpighiales; Euphorbiaceae. The record is from RefSeq and is a predicted model, not a curated record.